CUUUUCCCGGUCAGCCCGCGAGCCCCGCGCAGACCUCUGGGUGCGACUGGCGGUGCGGGUGGUGGUGAGUGCGGCGCCAGGGUAAUAUGUCGGUUCCAGGACCUUACCAGGCAGCCCCCGGGCCUUCCUCCAUGCCUACUGCGCCCCCAUCCUAUGAAGAGACGGUGGCAGUUAACAAUUACUUCCCAACGCCUCCAGCUCCUGCGCCUGCGCCCAUGCCUGGACCAACCACGGGGCUCAUGACCGGCCCAGAUGGGAAAGGCACCAACCCUCCUUUGUACUAUACCCAGCCAGUGCCCGUCCUCAACCCCAGUGCCAACACAACAGUACAGACCGUCUUUGUGCAGCAGCCUGUGUCCUUUUUUGACCGUCCCGUCCAGAUGUGCUGUCCUUCCUGCAACAAGAUGAUUGUGACCAAGCUGUCCUACAAUGCCGGUGCCCUCACCUGGCUGUCCUGCGGGAGCCUGUGCCUGCUGGGGUGUGUAUUGGGCUGCUGCUUCAUCCCCUUCUGCGUGGACGCCCUGCAGGAUGUGGACCACUACUGUCCCAACUGUAAAGCCCUCCUGGGCACCUACAAGCGCUUGUAGGACAUGGCCAGGUGUGGAGGGAGCUGCGUGCUGCUGGAGGUUGCCUGACACUCACCCAGCCCACCCCUGGGACAGGUUCAGCUCCAGUGGUCCCAUCUCUUCUCUCCACCUUCGUGUCUUCUUUUGGCGGGUGAAUGUCGCAGAAGUCACAAACCUCCACAUUCCAGAAAUUGCUGCUUGGAGAGAUGCGCAGGACUUGCAGAGACGUUGACCUUGAGUUUGGGUUCCAGGGUUUCCCACCCACUCGUGACCCCAAAGCCACCCUGACUGUGACAUUGCACCACCUGACUGUCCGCCAGUGAUUUGCCUUCCUGCCUCAGUGGGCCCUUCUGCUGGUCUCAAACUGAGAAGCCACAGUUUGCCUUAUUUUUGAGACUGUUGUGCCUGGUCCCUUGGCUGAGGCAGCCUGUCGCACCUGUCGUUUUGUCCUUCCCUUCCCUCCCGUGACAAAAAUCUUGCCUUAGAGACUGUUUGGCUCUUAGAUUCUGUAAUUGCAAGCUUUUUUGGCACUCAAGCUCACUUUAAUUUCUUAAUGUUCUUUUAAGUGCAAGGAAGGGCUGUUGGCACCCGCCAGACCCAGAUCCGCAGGGUCAUAAGGGCACAAUAAAGAAAAUGAGGGCUGGAUCUUAGCAUCGUUUGCCUUCCCUUAGUUCCUUCGGAUCUUCAGCACCACUUUAUAUGAAGGGAUUUUUUUAGGGUUGAUAGUAUUAACCACUCUCGUGACCUCCUUUUGAUCAUCUUAAACACAUUGGAAAUGAGGGUUUUAUAGAUUUGUUUUCUGUAACCGGAGGAUGGGUAUCAUUUUCCCAUUGGUCAGUGUAUACUUUUGUUUUUCUUGGUUUAGGAGACAGGGUCUUGUGUUGCUCACGCUGGUCUUGAACUCCUGGACUCAAAUGAUUCCCUCUGCUUUGACUGCCCAGGUAGCUAGGGUUUCACAUGCUUAUCACCAUACGUGGCUCCCUUUUCCCUUUUUCUUAUUAGAAAAAUAAGUGGAUAAAUUUUUUUAAGGAUUUUUUUUUUUUUGCUCCGA
This is a messenger RNA of Octodon degus (degu), 1617 nucleotides long. RefSeq names its product lipopolysaccharide induced TNF factor (gene Litaf). Gene Ontology annotation, biological process: regulation of cytokine production. The transcript is spliced from 4 exons. Gene Ontology annotation, molecular function: zinc ion binding. Lineage: Eukaryota; Metazoa; Chordata; Mammalia; Rodentia; Octodontidae. The coding region runs from base 87 to 587 and encodes 166 amino acids. The record is from RefSeq and is a predicted model, not a curated record.